Capsicum annuum is the source of this 1709-nucleotide messenger RNA. Its product is annotated as receptor kinase-like protein Xa21. NCBI's taxonomy places the organism in Eukaryota, Viridiplantae, Streptophyta, Magnoliopsida, Solanales, Solanaceae. Gene Ontology annotation, biological process: protein phosphorylation. The record is from RefSeq and is a predicted model, not a curated record. The annotation marks the transcript as partial. Gene Ontology annotation, molecular function: protein kinase activity; protein binding; ATP binding. The transcript has 3 exons.
AUGUUCUCAGGUUCUAUUCCUGAUUCCCUUGGUAAUUUAGAAUUGCUUGAACUUCUACAGUUAGGUCAAAAUUUGUUGAUCAACCAGAAUUUCUCUACAGAAUUAACCUUCCUGACUUCACUGACAAGAUGUAGAAAUCUGAGAGAACUGGUCAUUAGAGAUAACCCUUUAAAUGGCAUCCUUCCGGCUUCUAUUGGUAAUUUCUCCAGCUCUCUCAAAAUCUUCUCUGCAUCUAGGUGCAAACUCAGCAGCAUUGUACCAGAAGAAAUUGGAAACUUAACAGAUGUUUUAGGGAUAUCACUCUUUGGAAAUGACUUGACAGGGUUCAUUCCAAAAACUAUUGGAGGUUUGCAGAAGCUUCAAAUAUUUCUUAUUGAAAGUAACAUGUUAAGCGGGACUAUACCCGAUGAAAUUUGUUGUUUACAAAAUAUAGUCGACCUGAGUAUUAGGAAAAAUAAAAUUUCAGGUCCCUUGCCAUCCUGUUUGGGGAAUGUUACUACUUUGAGAAAUCUAUAUCUAGCUUCAAACAAGUUGAACUCCAGCUUACCUGAGAGGCUAUGGAGCCUUCAAGAUCUAUUGGUACUUGAUGCAGCAUCAAAUUCAUUUUCUGGUGUUCUAUCUCCCCAAAUAGGAAAUUUGAAGGCUGUCAUAGACAUUGAUUUAUCAUACAAUGACUUUUCAGGGAUGAUUCCUAGCACUAUGGGAGAUCUACAAAAGUUAGUUAGUUUAUCUCUAUCACACAACAGAAUAGAUGGCCCCAUUCCAGAGUCUUUUGGGAAAAUGUUAAGCUUGGAAUUAUUGGAUUUGGGUUAUAACAAUCUAACUGGCGAAAUACCAAAGUCCUUAGAAUCUCUUUUAUACCUCAAGUACCUUGAUGUUUCCUUCAAUAAACUCAUGGGAGAAAUUCCAACUGGUGGUCCUUUUGGAAACUUCACCGGUCAGUCAUUUUUGUCUAAUAGUGGAUUAUGUGGUGCCUCAAGGCUCCAAGUGCCGCCAUGUCAAGUCAAAAGAAAAAGAAAUGAGCCAUCAGGAUCAACUGAAGUAUCAUACAUUAGGGCCCAUGAAAGAAUUUCAUAUAAUGAACUUCAAAAAGCAACAAAUGGAUUCAGCGGGGAUAAUUUGCUUGGUAAUGGGAGUUUUAGCAAGGUGUACAAAGGGGUAAAUAAUGGGACGUUAUUUGCAGUAAAGGUAUUCAAAUUGGAACCUGAAGGUGCAUUCAAGAGCUUUGACACUGAAUGUGAGAUCUUACGCAACCUUCGUCAUCGGAACCUAACGAAAGUCAUAACUUCUUGUUCCACCCCUAUUUUCAAGGCCUUAAUAUUGGAGUACAUGCCAAAUGGCACCCUUGAAAAAUGGUUACACUCUCAUGACUUUUUCCUGGACAUGUUGCCGAGGUUGGACAUAUUCAUCGAUGUGGCAUCUGCUUUAGACUAUCUCCAUAACGGUUAUUCGGAGCCAGUGGUGCAUUGUGAUUUGAAGCCUAGCAACAUUUUGCUAGAUCAAAACAUGGUUAGCCAUUUAAGUGAUUUUGGGAUUGCGAAAUUCUUAGGUGGGGAAAAUUGUUUUAGACAAACUAAGACUAUUGGGACUAUUGGAUACAUCGCGCCAGAGUAUGGACAAGAUGGACUUGUAUCAACAAGUUGUGACGUGUACAGCUUUGGUAUUGUGAUGAUGGAAGCAUUCACAAGGAGGAGGCCUAGUGAUGAAAU